Molecule: messenger RNA, 801 nt
Organism: Fusarium pseudograminearum CS3096
Lineage: Eukaryota; Fungi; Ascomycota; Sordariomycetes; Hypocreales; Nectriaceae
Exons: 3
Coding region: 1-801 (266 amino acids)
Source: RefSeq, a predicted model, not a curated record
AUGGCCAACAAAAACGCCAAGCACCUCUACAAGGCUAUUCCCGAGUGUGUUUCGGGAUGUUUCGAUAUCAGCAUCGCCGCUACUGGCUGCGGUGACAGCGACUACGACUGCUGGUGCUAUAAACCCAAUCAUCAGACUGUCGUCGAUACACUGGAACAAUGCCUACAGAACAGGGAAAGAAGAACAAAAAAGAAGUGUACCGAGGAUGAUAUGUUUGAAUAUGAGAAUAGCUACUGGAAGAUUUGCGAACAAUACUGGGAACCAUAUGGAACUGCCACCGAACCUACAUCAUUCCCAACCUCGCCGGCUACCAAGACUUCGAUCACAUCAACAGCAUCCGCCGAGGCCGCAACAACUUCACCACCCGAACCGGAAACUACGUCGGUUGGAGAAUCAUCAUGGACCACCGCCAUAGCAACCCAACCUGGCGAUUCCGAGGCAGCAGAAGCAUCUGGUAACCCAGAACCAGUCGCUCCCUCUAGCGGCUUGUCGAGCGGAGGAAAGGCCGGUGUAGGCGUUGGUGUUGCUCUUGGAGUUAUUCUCCUCGGCGUAGCCAUCUUCCUCUGGCUGCGUGAGAGACGUAAGCGACGCAAUGUUGAAGAGCAGCUCAGAGUCGCCGAAGUCGAAAAGGCCAAUGCCAUUCAAGCAGGCGGUUAUAGUCAACAUUUUAUGUAUGAGAUGGAGGGCGACCGACCCCACGCCGAGGAACUGCGCGGAAGUAUGAGAACGCCAGAGCUAGGCGCGGAAGGUCGUAGGUCGACCAGCGUGACAGAUGUUGCCCCUCUCCUUGACGAGGUUUAG